AUGCGGAGGCAGUUUGUUACUCAGCGCGAGUAUUAUGCAUUCAGGCUUCAAUAUCGCAAUGGCGAAGGUCACACGAUUUUUCAGGCUGGAAAAGCUCUUCAGCAUUUUUGUAUUGACGCCUACUCAUCGAUUGAACUAAACAGGGUAGCUUUUUUGCGCUAUCAUCAGCCACAGCUCAGAGCCGAGGUUUAUCAAGGACUACAGGAUGUGAUGGCAUGGGGUGAUCUUGACGGAGAUAAAAUGGGCCAUAUUGUACUCCCAGGUACCUAUAUAGGUAGCCCGAGGUAUAUGCAACAACUAUAUCAUGAUGCCAUGGCAGUGGUCGAAUUCUUUGGAAAUCCUGAUUUAUUCAUCACAUUCACCUAUAAACCGAUGGUGGUUUCAAGGGUCUUCCACAUUAAGCUGAGUACUCUCAUAGAUGACAUUAAGAAAAACUACUACUUUGGAAAAACAAUUGCAACUGAAAUUCCAGACCCUCAACAAGAUCCGGUUGGAUACGAAGCAGUCUGUAAAUUCAUUCUGCAUGGCCCAUGUGGUGAAGCAAAUUCCAAUGCACCGUGCAUGCGAGACAAGAAAAAACGCGCGAAUGGUAAAUGUUCCAAACAAUUCCCAAAGGAUUUCAACUCAGCCACAACAUUUGACAAGUUUGGAAAUGUAGUCUAUAGAAGAUCAAACACUGGCGUCGAGGUACAAAAGGGAAGUAUGACACUUGACAAUCGACAUGUUGUUCCAUACAACAGGAAUUUGCUGGUCAGAAUGCAGGCUCAUAUAAAUGUCGAGGUAUGUCACAAAGGUAAACUUAUCAAGUAUCUCUUGAAAUAUGUGACAAAAGGACCAGACAGAUCACUGGUAAUUGUUGAAAACGCUAAUGCAUCGCAAAAUAAUCCAGAAAUGUAA
Messenger RNA from Linum trigynum, 897 nucleotides. The record is from the annotation of a GenBank genome assembly. NCBI's taxonomy places the organism in Eukaryota, Viridiplantae, Streptophyta, Magnoliopsida, Malpighiales, Linaceae.